Messenger RNA from Psammomys obesus (fat sand rat), 1500 nucleotides. Its product is annotated as igE-binding protein-like. Gene Ontology annotation, molecular function: zinc ion binding; nucleic acid binding. Gene Ontology annotation, biological process: viral process. The record is from RefSeq and is a predicted model, not a curated record. Lineage: Eukaryota; Metazoa; Chordata; Mammalia; Rodentia; Muridae.
AUGACCACGCGGGCUACAACUGGUGCCGAAACCCGGAAUGCCGGGCUACCGACCAUCGUCGGCACUGAGGAGACCCCCCCACUGCAGGGAGGAUUCAGAACUGCAGUCUCAGAUUCAAAUUGCCGCCACGCUAUAUUAGAGGGAGAAGCCGUUUUAGGGGAACUACAGGAUAGCAUGUCAGAAACAGAGCGAAGUGAACGUCUUGGGGCCCGAAAGAAAAGACGUAAGGAUAAGCAGUUAAACCCCUCCAAGGAGGAGAAAGAUAAGGGAAAGGACGCCCUGGGAGAGAAAGAUAAGGAGGAAUUUUCAGCUAAAACUAGUAAAAAGAAGCCUUUGUAUUCACUAAAGGAACUAGAGGCUUUGGGACUUUCCAGUUCCGAUUCAGAGGGACUUUCCCCUUCUGAGGAGGAGGAUCUAGAAGAGGAAGCAGCUCGCUAAGAGAGAGAGAGGUACCACCCAGACGAGCGGCCGCCCUGGAAAAAUCAAAAGCAAAUAAAAGGAGGAAGUCGGGGUGCUGUCUCUUCUAGGCCCACUGCUUCUGCCACUCCCUCUGCUCCCCCGCCUUAUUCCCCCCAGGUGGGCUCUAAGACAUUUAUGUCCUCCCAGGCUCGAAGGCAAAUUUCUCUCGAGUACCCUGUAUGGGAAAAUGUUGAAGGAGGAUGCACUCAUGUAGCCGUAGAUUACCCUCAGAUCAAAGAGCUCGCAGAAUCUGUCAAUAAAUAUGGUAUAGAUGCUAAUUUUACCAUUAUGCAGCUAGAGAGACUUGCCACCGUGGCUAUGACUCCUAAUUAUUGGGAGACCACUAUUAAAGCUGCCUUACCUAACAUGGGUCAGUAUAUGGAAUGGCAGGCACUAUGGUAUGACGCCUGUCGAGCUCAAGCUCGGACUAAUGCCUUGGAAGUGGGUCCCCAGAGAGAAUGGACCUUUGAUCUCUUAACAGGACAAGGUCAAUAUGACAACAAUCAGACCAACUAUGAAUGGGGAGCUUAUGGGCAGGUUUCAACCGCUGCUAUUAGAGCUUGGAAAGCACUUUCAAAAAAGGGGGAACCCACAGGUCAUUUAACAAAAAUAAUUCAAGGUCCUCAGGAGCCUUUUGCUGAUUUCGUGGCCCGAAUGACGGAAUCAGCAGGCAGGAUCUUUGGUGAUCCGGAACAAGUUAAGCCAAUGAUAGAACAAUUAAUCUAUGAAAAUGCUUCCCCCGAAUGUAAAGCAGCUAUCCUCCCAAGGAAAAAUAAGGGAUUAACAGACUGGAUAAAAAUCUGCCGAGGACUGGGAGGACCUCUUACAAAUGCUGGUUUAGCGGCAGCUAUUUUACAAAGCAGAAGCCAAGGUCAAUCAAAGAAUUCUAGGGUUUGUUUCAACUGUGGAAAACCUGGACAUCUCAAACGAGAAUGUCAGACUAAACAGCAGAAAAAGAUCCCUGGUCUCUGUCCAAAGUGUAAAAAAGGACGCCAUUGGUCCAAUGAGUGUAGGUCGGUUAAGGAUAUUCAAGGAAAAAUU